AUGUUGGCUCUCUCACUCAAUCUGCUUCUUGUUGCCCUUGGGGCUACUUCUACCUUUGCUGCACCCGCAGAUGGGCUCGUGCCAGACCGCGUGGCCCAUGCAAAGCGGGCUACAUGCACUCCAGCCAGUCUUGACGACACUUCGAAGGAUGAUACUCCAGCCAUCAAAGCAGCUAUAACUUCAUGUGGCAAUGGAGGCACAAUUGUCCUUCCAGCUGGCAAGACCUACAGCAUCCGGACUAUGCUGGAUUUCACUGGUUGCACAAACUGCGAUUUCCAGUUUGAAGCUUUGUUGAAAGUAUCCAGUGAUACCACGUACUGGGCCACCCAGGAAGCAAUUAUCUUGAUGAAAAACAUCAAUGGAGCCAAAUUCCGCUCACUCACUGGUACCGGCGUCAUUGAUGGGAACGGCCAAAACGCCUAUGAUAUUUUCGCAGUAGAUUCAUCACUUAAACGACCAACCGUGCUAAAUGUUCUGGGUGGUUCCAACCUCGUCGCCUCGGGGUUCAGAAUCAAGAACCCCCCUAACGUCUUCAUCAACCAGAAGGGUGCCGCAACCAACAUGAACUACGCAAGCCUGACCAUGGAUGCCGCGUCCAAGUCCACCAACCUUCCCAAGAACACCGACGGAUUUGACGUUGGAGAGAGCACCUACACCACCAUCAAAGAUGUGAAAAUCACCAACUACGAUGACUGCAUUGCUUUCAAGGGCGGCUGCAACUACGUGACUGUCGAUGGCGUCACAUGCUCUGGUGCUAGUCACGGCCUCUCUGUCGGAUCUCUUGGUAAAACCAACGCGGAUACUGUCAAGAACGUAUAUGUCACAAACGCCAUAAUGAACGACUGCACCAAGGCAGUAGGCAUUAAGCUGUACAACGGCGGAUCCAGCCACGGUUCUUCCACCGUCUCCAACGUCACGUAUGACGGGGUCACUGUCAACGGAUGCGAGUAUGCUGCUCAAAUCCAAACCUGCUACGGCGCGUCGUCUGAUGCGGACUGCGCUGCGAACCCGGCAUCAGCAAGCUUGACGGGGAUCAACUUCAAGAAUUUCAAGGGCACGACCAACUCCAAGUAUGCGCCAGUGGUGUCAAACCUUAACUGCAAGCUCACGGGAUCCUGUGAUAUUCACUUCACCAACUACGCCGUGAACCCACCGAGCGGCACGGCCAAGAACCUCUGCAAUGGUGUCAGUAGCAGCGCUGGGAUAACCUGUAGCUCAGGGGCUUCAGGAUGA
Pseudogymnoascus verrucosus is the source of this 1233-nucleotide messenger RNA. RefSeq lists its product as uncharacterized. Gene Ontology annotation, molecular function: polygalacturonase activity. The coding region runs from base 1 to 1233 and encodes 410 amino acids. Gene Ontology annotation, biological process: carbohydrate metabolic process. NCBI's taxonomy places the organism in Eukaryota, Fungi, Ascomycota, Leotiomycetes, Thelebolales, Thelebolaceae. The transcript has a single exon. The record is from RefSeq and is a predicted model, not a curated record.